This is a messenger RNA of Carassius auratus (goldfish), 3353 nucleotides long. Its product is annotated as low-density lipoprotein receptor-related protein 1-like. The transcript is spliced from 13 exons. Gene Ontology annotation, molecular function: Wnt receptor activity; Wnt-protein binding; calcium ion binding. The record is from RefSeq and is a predicted model, not a curated record. Lineage: Eukaryota; Metazoa; Chordata; Actinopteri; Cypriniformes; Cyprinidae. The coding region runs from base 141 to 1796 and encodes 551 amino acids. Gene Ontology annotation, cellular component: plasma membrane. Gene Ontology annotation, biological process: canonical Wnt signaling pathway.
GGACCAAUUGGCACACAUCUGGCAUUUCCUGCUUCCAGCUGCCCUCUUCGAUCUCACCAUCAGGUCCUACGUCUAACUCUCACCGCAACACCAGGCAGAGUGAGGGCAGUGUCACCAACCUCGAUAUUCCAGGUUUGAAGAUGCCACGUGGAAUUGCGGUAGACUGGGUGGCUGGUAACCUCUACUGGACCGAUUCGGGACGUGAUGUGAUCGAGGUUGCUCAGAUUUCAGGCCAGCACAGGAAGACGCUGAUUUCUGGCAUGAUUGAUGAGCCUUAUGCCAUUGUAGUGGAUCCUCAGAGAGGAACCAUGUACUGGACAGAUUGGGGCAAUCAUCCAAAGAUUGAGACGGCAGCCAUGGAUGGGACACUCAGACAAACCCUGGUCCAUGAGAACAUCCAAUGGCCUACAGGUCUUGCAGUGGACUACUUCAAUGAGCGUCUGUACUGGGCAGAUGUCAAGCUCUCUAUGAUUGGCAGUGUGCGUUUGGAUGGCUCGGACCCUGUUGUGGCUGUAUCUAACAUCAAAAACAACCUCCUUCAUCCCUUCAGCAUUGAUAUCUUUGAGGAUUACAUUUAUGGUGUUACCUACACCAAUAACUUUGUCUUCCGGGUUAACAAGUUUGGGAAAGGUCAGGCGGAGAAUCUGACCACUGGCAUCAACCACGCAACUGACAUAGUCCUAUAUCACCGCUACAAACAGCCUGAGAUGACUAACCCAUGUGAUAGGAAGAAGUGUGAAUGGUUGUGUUUACUCAGUCCCAGUGGGCCAGUGUGCACCUGUCCUAAUGACCACAUCCCGGACAACGGUACCUGUACAGAGGUGCCUCCAGCGACCCAAUCCCCCUUCACUCCUACAUGUAAUGUUCAGUGCCAGAAUGGUGGCAGCUGUUUCCUCAACGCAUGGAGCCAGCCCAAAUGUCGCUGUCCCACCAGUUACAGUGGAGAACGCUGUGAAAUCAACCAGUGCAGAGACUACUGUCAGAACGGAGGAACCUGCUCCCCUUCACGCACAGGUGCUCCUACCUGCCGCUGUCAGACUGGCUUCACUGGCCCCAAAUGUAACCUACAUGUUUGCAACAACUACUGCCAGAAUGGGGGCAACUGCACUGUCAACCAGGGCAACCAGCCAACCUGCCGUUGUCCAAAGGGCUUCUUGGGUGACCAGUGCCAAUACAGUCAUUGUGAGGACUUCUGUAAGAAUGGAGGUACUUGUAUGGAGAUGAUGAAUGGCACUAAACAUUGCCAGUGUUCUGAGUCAUACUUUGGUCCACAAUGUGAGCUGAGCAAGUGUGAAUACUGUGGAAUGGGCAAGUGUGAAGUGCUAGGCAGCGGGAUAACAUGCAAGUGUCACACCGGCUGGGCAGGUUUCCGCUGUGAGCUCAAUGUCGCCCCUGUUCAAAAAUCAGACUCUGGAAAUACUCCGUCAGUGGUCAUCCCAGUGAUGCUACUGCUCUUACUUGCACUGUUAGUGGUUGGUGCCAUCUUGUGGUACAAGAAGAGAUGCGUGGGUAACGCUAAAGGAUUCCAGCACCAGAGGAUGACCAACGGAGCCAUGAACGUUGAGAUCGGGAACCCGGCGUACAAGAUUUACGAAGGAGAGCCUGAUGAUGACGCAGGCGAGCUGCUGGACUCCGAGUUCAGUCUGGAUCCAGAUAAGCCCACAAACUUCACCAACCCUGUAUAUGCCACUCUCUACAUGGGCGCCCAUAACAGCCGUAACUCUCUGGCCAGCACAGACGAGAAGAAAGAGCUGCUGUCUGCAGGAGAUGACGACAUGGGAGACCCUCUGGCAUAGAGUCCCGGCCGGACGCCCACCCUCACGCAGACCUUUAUGCCUUUACAUGUCAAAGGAAAAGCAACAACAGCAGGAACACUGUACAAAAUGUAAAAAAAAAAAAACACACAAAAAACAUAAACAUGAAGGACACUUUUGUAUGUGAUCGCAGUAUUAUAUUUUAUUCUUCGAGAAAUCCUUCUGGUCAACAAAAGAAAGCAUUUUCUAUACAUGUACUUUUCUUUCCCUUCCCUGUUUUUCUUUUCUUUUUUUCAGACUUUGCAUACCUAAUUUCUCGCCCUUGCCCUCCAUUUAGCCACUACCUCUGUGCUCAACAAGAUGCCAACAACAAUAUGGGAAAUCCUUUUUUUUUUCUUUUUUUUUUUUAACGUUUAUUUUUGUAUCAAUUGUAUAGAGAUCAAUGUUUCUUUUAGGAAAAGCAAAAUUGCCAAGUGUUGCUAAUGAAAUGUGAGGGAGGGGUGCACGGCCGACUGAAUGAUAACAGAUGCUGACUCGGCCCGUGUGUGAUUGCAGAUGGCUGGACGAGUCGGCAUCGCUUUUAUUUCUAUACUGUUAUCUCAGAGAACAACGCUUACGAUGAUUGUCAUACUUCUUGCACAGAUUGAUUUUAUAUAUAUUUACAUAUAUAAUUAACAAAGUGUCUUGACAAAUAUACCCAGGAAUACAAGCAGACACCCGUACGAAUAGCAGUAUAACUGUCUUUGUUUUAGCUUCGUUUUUUUUAAUGGAUGAAAAGAUGUUGAUUGAAUCAAGGAGUGAGUGAAUCCAAACGGAUGGUAAAUGUAAGGUCAUUCCAGAACUGUUUCCAGGGUAUCAGUGGCCUUGGUGUGUACGCAAGUGGUACGUCCAAAGGAUGCGGGCCUCAUCUGACGCCAUGUCUUCCAGUACGCCGGAAACAGCCAGGAGAAAUGCUCAGAUGAUUGUCAUCUGCUCAUUGGGAGCUGUAUGUCACUUUUAGUUCACUAGUUUUGUGUCUUAUGGACUUUAUGCUCAGUGUAAGUGCAUUCCUGUGAGGUUUGUGUGGAUCCAGUAAUAAGUCACUGCCUUGCUGCUACUCUUCCCAUCAUUCUCAUCUGCCUGACCUGUAGAGAGACUCGGCCAGCCCUGCUUGUGGCCGAGCGUCCACUGCUUCUAUUGGAGGUAACCCGUGUGCCAUAGGCUAAUGCAUGGAUCGAACAGCUCAUAAAGACUAGCAUCGGCUCAACAGAUACAUGUUAACAGUAUUCAUCCGAGCAUCUGGACUUAACGUAAAGUGUCUGCUCUGUUUACGAUCAAAUGUAAUUUAGCACGGCCCUCGGUGGCCUUUUACUGUCACAGAUGACUAGUGUCACAACCCUGCAACCGUUUCUGUAGUUUUGUUGGUACAUUUUUUUAUAUAUAUAUAUAUAUAUAUAUAUACAAAAUAAUUAAACUGCUUUUUAUAGUAGAAAUGCAUGGUGGCUCAACCCUUCUUUUGGAGAGACCAUGUGAUGUUCGUUUCUUUUGUUUCCAGCUGGAGAUCAUCAUGAAUCACAGACAAUAACACAUAUUAAAAAUAAAAAAUGUGUACAUAACUAA